This is a messenger RNA of Salpingoeca rosetta, 1330 nucleotides long. Its product is annotated as GIPC PDZ domain-containing protein. NCBI's taxonomy places the organism in Eukaryota, Choanoflagellata, Craspedida, Salpingoecidae. Gene Ontology annotation, molecular function: protein binding. The record is from RefSeq and is a predicted model, not a curated record. The transcript is spliced from 6 exons. Bases 109 to 993 code for a protein of 294 amino acids.
CAAGGCUGCGUUGCAUUCAUUCCACCCUGUUUGCCUGUGUCGUCUUUCCUCGCUCGGUUUCGACUGUUGUUUGUGUAUUCCCACGCGCACACAGCUUCCACCGUCAUCAUGCCCAAGGACGCACCUCUCCCCGCCGCCCCUUCCGGCGCACAGCAGCCUGCGGAGGCCUUUGACAUGGUCUUCCACUGCCAGCUUGCCCACGGCUCCCCCACAAAGCAGAUUCGCGACUUCACCAACGUCAAGCAGCUCUACGAAGCCAUUGCCAAGGCGUUUGGUCUCUCCACAGGCGACAUUCUGUACUGCACACUGAACACGCACAAGGUCGACAUGACGCGGCUGCUCGGCGGCCAGAUUGGCUUGGACGACUUUCUGUUUGCACACGUCAAGGGCCAGAGCAAACCCGUCAAGGUCGUCAAGGACGGCCCCGCGCUCGGCCUCACCAUCUCCGACAACGGCGCCGGCUACGCCUUUAUCAAGAAGAUCCGCGACGACAGCAUCAUGUCCCGCGUGAACGACGUCAACGUUGGCGACCACAUCUCCAACAUCAACGGCACAGACCUCACCGGCUGCCGCCAUUUUGAGGUUGCACGCAUGCUCAAGGAGAUCCCCAUUGGCUCCGAGUUCACCCUGACCGUUGUUGAGCCCAAGAAGGCGUUCGAUGAGGUUGCGGGCAUGAAGCCCCGCGGGCAGGCCUCUGGCACUGGCGAGGUGAAGGCCGGCGCCGGCAAGAAGACGCUGCGCAUGAAGCGCGAUGGCAACGCCGUCGUCGAGGACGUGCCAACGGAUGCUGUUGUUGAGGUUGUGAACAAGAUUGAUGAUCUUCUUGAGAACUUUGUUGGCAUUAAGGACCAGGAGCUGUCCACCACCAUCUACGACCUUGCCAAGGCGUCCAAGGAGGCUGACCUCUUUGCUGGCCAGCUCGACGAGCAGCUUGCAGACUUUGAGUUCCCUGACGACUUUGUCCUCGACGUGUUCGAGAUGGUCCACAAGUAAGCAAGCACUCGGCUUGUCUGAUGGUGCUGACCUAACAACUACCCAACCGGUGGCCUUCCCCUUCUUCCUCUCCUCUUGCCCCUUUUCCUCUUCCUUGUGUUCCUCCCCCCAACGUCCCCAAAUCACUUCUCCUCUUCCUCCCUCCUCCUCUCCCCCUUCCUGUUCGCCCUUCGCUCUCUUUGAAUCGUAUGUGUCGUAGUGCGGCGUGUGCGCAUCAUGUUGCUCGGUUGUUGGUCUUGUGUGCUGUGUGAGUUGUGACUAGCACCUUUCGUCCUGUGCGGAGUGCCGUCGUGCGUAUGUGACAUGAUGUUUCUGAGCAAUACAAGCACAAACAGAC